Pyricularia oryzae 70-15 is the source of this 1308-nucleotide messenger RNA. RefSeq names its product hydroxyacylglutathione hydrolase. The record is from RefSeq and is a predicted model, not a curated record. Gene Ontology annotation, molecular function: hydroxyacylglutathione hydrolase activity. NCBI's taxonomy places the organism in Eukaryota, Fungi, Ascomycota, Sordariomycetes, Magnaporthales, Pyriculariaceae. The transcript has 9 exons. Bases 144 to 1004 code for a protein of 286 amino acids.
AACGUCACUUGGCAGGCUCAAAGGUCGGAGGCAUCUCCUAUUUUUAAACCUCCAUUCUCCUAACUUUUUUGACUUGUUUCGAGUCCUAUCCAAUCCGCUGAUAAAUUUCAGCGUAUUUUUGUCGGUCUACUUCGUUACACAUUAUGAACUUUGUGCGACUGGGCAGACCGCUUCUCGGGAUUAAAUCAAAAGCAUUCACACCAAGUUUCUCGUUCACUCCUCGACGCACCAUGCAGGUCAAGUCUAUUCCCAUGUGGGUAGGUAGUAGUGACAACUACGCCUACCUGGUCAUUGACGACAAGACCAAGGACGCUGUCAUCAUAGAUCCGGCUAAUCCGGAAGAGGCCGCUCCUCCCAUCAAGAAAGCCAUCGAGUCCGGCGAAAUCAACUUGAAGGCCAUUGUGAACACCCACCACCAUUGGGAUCAUUCUGGAGGCAACAAAAAAUUUCGCGAUGCACUGGAGCUUCCAGACCUGCCGAUAAUUGGCGGUAAAAACUGCGAGGCCGUCACCACGACGCCCGCGAACGGCGAGGGCUUCCCUUUUGGUAGCAUCCAGGUCAAGGGCCUCUACACGCCCUGCCACACGCAGGACAGUAUUUGCUGGUUUAUGCAGGAUGGAGAUGACAAGGUCGUCUUUACGGGCGACACUCUCUUUCAUGGAGGUUGCGGCAGGUUCUUUGAGGGUACCCCGGAGGAGAUGAACACUGCUCUGAACAAGACCUUGGCUGCCUUGCCUGAUGAUACUCGUGUCUUUCCCGGACACGAAUACACCAAGUCCAACGUCAAGUUUGGCAUCUCGGUCUUGCAAAGCGAGCCUGUUCAGAAGCUGCAAGAGUUUGCCGAGAGCAACAAAGAGACUCAGGGCCAAUUCACAAUUGGCGACGAGAAGAAACACAACGUUUUCAUGCGGAUGGAUGAUCCAGUCAUCCAAAAGGCGACUGGCGAGACGGACCCGGUCAAGGUUAUGGGCAAGCUGCGUGAGAUGAAGAACAACUUCAAAUGACUAGAUGGAGGUAAGGCGGCUCUGUGAGCUUUGAGCGCCGUGUACCCAAGCCACCUGCUUCUCAUGCAACAGGGCCAAACUCCCAUGAAAAACAAGACAGCUCCCUCAAGGAGAAGCAACCUGACUAUAUCGCACGCAGGUACUGAUCACAAGAGGCUGCAUAUAGCUUAUAUUGUCCAGUAUCAUUUGUUCUCUACAUACCUGCAAUUAUGGGAUGUCUCCGCUAUACCACUGACUGCCAGUUCUCUGGAAGAGAGCAGGCAAAUAAAGUGAUACAGCGGAAGGACCCGAACGUAUCAGGUCC